UUCAAGUGGAUUGAUGUGAGUCAGGAUCUCAUUCCGGAAGCAUACGUGUCCAAUACACGGCAUUAUUUUUUCAUCUGGAAAAUACUCAAGUUCCAGCUGUUCAUCACCGGUGGUGUGCUUUCUAAAACCCUGGCGAUCCCAUGUGGACUUCUGGUAGAAUGAGCAAUGCAAAGCGCUGGCUUGGACUUGGCAUGUCCUUGUACUUCUGGGGACUGAUGGACCUGUCGACUGCCGCUCUCUCAGGCACACCAACACUGCAAAGCCAACUAGAGGUGCACCUGACAGACAAGCCACAGUCACACCACCGAACAAAGAGGAGCUGGGUUUGGAACCAGUUUUUUGUUCUGGAAGAGUACACUGGAACUGACCCUUUGUAUGUUGGCAAGCUUCAUUCAGAUAUGGACAAGGGAGACGGAUCCAUCAAGUACAUCCUCUCCGGAGAAGGCGCAGGCGUUGUGUUUACCAUCGAUGACACCACGGGAGACAUCCACGCCAUUCAGAGGCUCGACCGAGAGGAAAGGGCCCAGUAUACUUUAAGAGCUCAAGCCCUAGACAGGCGAACAGGCAGGCCAAUGGAGCCAGAGUCAGAGUUCAUCAUCAAAAUACAAGACAUCAAUGACAACGAGCCUAAGUUCCUGGACGGACCUUAUGUCGCUGCUGUGCCAGAAAUGUCACCAGUAGGUACCUCUGUUAUCCAGGUGACAGCCACAGAUGCUGAUGACCCAACCUACGGCAACAGUGCCCGGGUAGUGUACAGCAUUCUCCAGGGCCAGCCGUACUUCUCUGUGGACUCCAAAACAGGUAUAAUUAGGACAGCACUCAUGAACAUGGACAGAGAAGCCAAGGAAUACUAUGAAGUGAUUAUCCAAGCCAAGGACAUGGGAGGGCAGCUGGGAGGACUGGCUGGGACCACAACGGUCAAUAUCACCCUCUCAGAUGUCAACGAUAACCCACCACGCUUUCCUCAGAAACAUUAUCAGAUGAGUGUGUUGGAAUCAGCCCCAAUUAGCUCCACUGUGGGGAGAGUGUUUGCCAAGGACUUGGAUGAAGGAAUCAAUGCAGAAAUGAAGUACACUAUCAUUGACGGAGAUGGUGCAGACACCUUUGACAUUAACACGGAUCCCAAUUUCCAAGUCGGCAUCAUAACUGUGAAGAAGCCCCUGAGUUUUGAAAGCAAGAAAAGCUAUACCUUAAAAGUGGAGGGAGCCAAUUCUCACCUGGAAAUGCGUUUUCUGAACCUGGGCCCAUUUCACGACACGACGACAGUGCACAUCAGCGUGGAAGAUGUAGAUGAGCCUCCUGUAUUUGAGCCUGGCUUUUAUUUUGUGGAGGUACCUGAGGACGUGACCAUUGGAACCACCAUACAAAUCAUUUCUGCCAAGGACCCAGAUGUGACCAACAAUUCAAUCAGAUACUCCAUUGACAGAAGCAGUGACCCUGGAAGAUUCUUCUAUGUCGACAUUACAACAGGUGCCCUAAUGACUGCAAGACCCCUUGACCGGGAAGAAUUUUCAUGGCAUAACAUCACUGUCCUCGCUAUGGAAAUGAACAAUCCCUCCCAGGUUGGAAGUGUUGCUGUCACAAUCAAAGUCCUGGAUGUGAACGACAACGCUCCAGAGUUCCCCAGAUUCUAUGAAGCUUUUGUCUGUGAAAAUGCCAAAGCAGGGCAGCUAGCCAACCAUCCCUUGCUAACGGUGAGUGCUGUGGACCAGGAUGACCCACACGAUGGCCAGCGUUUCUACUACAGCCUAGCUCCUGAGGCCACUAACAACCCCAACUUCACCGUGAGGGACAAUCAAGAUAACACUGCCCGGAUUCUAACCAGGAGGUCUGGCUUCCGGCAGCAGGAGCAGAGUGUCUUUUACCUGCCCAUCUUAAUAGCUGACAACGGGCAGCCAGCGCUGAGCAGCACGGCCACGCUAACUGUCCAGGUGUGCAGCUGUGAUGACGAUGGCCACAUCAUGUCCUGCAGUCCCGAGGCCUACAUGCUCCCAGUCAGUUUGAGCCGGGGCGCCCUCAUCGCCAUCCUGGCCUGCAUCUUUGUCCUACUGGUGCUGGUACUGCUCAUCUUGUCCCUGAGGCGGCACCGGAAACAGCCCUACAUCAUCGAUGACGAGGAGAACAUCCACGAAAACAUCGUCCGCUAUGACGACGAGGGCGGCGGCGAGGAGGACACGGAGGCCUUUGACAUCGCAGCCAUGUGGAACCCGCGGGAGGCGCAGACGGGCACUGCCACCAAGACGCGGCAGGACAUGCUGCCCGAGAUCGAGAGCCUGUCCCGCUACGUGCCUCAGACGUGCGCUGUGAGCAGCACCGUCCACAGCUACGUGCUGGCCAAGCUCUACGAGGCCGACAUGGACCUGUGGGCUCCGCCCUUCGACUCCCUCCAGACGUACAUGUUCGAGGGCGACGGCUCCGUGGCGGGCUCACUGAGCUCCUUGCAGUCGGCCACAUCAGACUCAGAGCAGAGCUUCGACUUCCUCACGGACUGGGGGCCCCGCUUCCGGAAGCUGGCGGAACUCUAUGGGGCGGCGGAGGGGCCAGCACCUCUGUGGUGACGGAAGCCGGGAGGUGCACGUCCCAAACCAGGCACGUUCUCAGCAGAUGCUUCGCGGUCGAGGUGCAGCCUAACCCACGAGCAAUACGGUGCUGGAGAGUGAGAAUGGGGUGAGCGGGGCGAACAGGGCUCUCUCUGGGUCAGCUUUACUUGGUUAGGUUAAGUUAAAGAAUCAAAAGGAAACACAAAGAGGAGAGCAAAAUCUCCAAUUCCUUUUUUCUCUCUCUCCCUUUUUGUUUCAUGACCGUGUGUUCCAAGGCUUGGAGUCCCAGGUGUUACGGCAUGCUUGGUUUUUCUUUGCCAGUCACCAAGGCCUUUACCACUCUGCCACCACAGAGAGGCUCAGUCUUAAAUACCCAUUGCCGUGGAGUUGAUUUCAACUCAUAGUGACUCCAUUGGACAGAGUAGAACUGCCCCAUAGUGUUUCCAAGGCUGUAAUCUUUAUGGAAGCAGACUGCCAGGUCUCCCUCCCACAGAGCAGCUGGUGGGUUCCAACCACUGGACCUUUUGGUUAGUAGCCAAGCAUUUUAACCCCUGCACCAUCAGGUCUCCCUCAGAUCUUAAAUACAGAGGUGGAAAUUGGAAGCGGAUAAAAAGUCCUCCUCUCAUCAUAUCCGUUUUCUAUCUUAUUAAAUUUACCUUUUGAGAGUUUUACUGGCUCAUCAAACCGCAGAAACCAACCCACACAAAAGAACACAGAAAAGUUGUUCCUUGGUGAGAUUAACCUGUUUGUUCUGGGAUGGAUGGAAUUUCUUUGAACCCUUCUGAGACGAAAUUAAGAUUGAAUCAGCCUUGCAUGGGGAAGGGGUAGGAGGGUGGGAGAAGGAAGAAGACAUUGACUUUGUGCUCAAGUUUAAUGGCUGAACCAAGAGUUGUUGGUAUUACAAGUAACUCAGCUCCAAGUUAGAGUGCUCUUGUUCUCCUCUCAACUCUUUUAACUGUGCCCCUGACAAAUUGUUCUGAAUGAAACCAGAAAAUCUGCCUCUUUUGCACUGUAGAUGUCUCUUCCACGUGCCAAAUGUGAAGAUUAGAUGCUACAAAUGAAAGCCAAAUAAAAAGAAGUAACUGAUAAAAGCAUGGGUUAGAGGGCUUUCCUAAUCUGUGUGAGGUCAAACCCAAGGGAUGUUUACAUAUUGUAGAUAACCUACUUGAACAAAAAUCAGUAUUAUAGAGAAGAAAUGGGUGUAAGAAAAUUACAUGUAUAAGUUUUGUAUAUUUGUUAAUAAAUUUGUUAAUAAAUAUGA
Molecule: messenger RNA, 3801 nt
Organism: Loxodonta africana (African savanna elephant)
Lineage: Eukaryota; Metazoa; Chordata; Mammalia; Proboscidea; Elephantidae
Gene: CDH20
Product: cadherin 20
Exons: 12
Coding region: 141-2558 (805 amino acids)
Biological process (GO): adherens junction organization; cell-cell junction assembly; multicellular organism development
Cellular component (GO): adherens junction; plasma membrane; catenin complex
Molecular function (GO): calcium ion binding; cadherin binding
Source: RefSeq, a predicted model, not a curated record